Molecule: messenger RNA, 510 nt
Organism: Kwoniella botswanensis
Lineage: Eukaryota; Fungi; Basidiomycota; Tremellomycetes; Tremellales; Cryptococcaceae
Exons: 5
Coding region: 1-510 (169 amino acids)
Biological process (GO): cellular response to oxidative stress; cell redox homeostasis
Cellular component (GO): cytoplasm
Molecular function (GO): thioredoxin peroxidase activity
Source: RefSeq, a predicted model, not a curated record
AUGGUCAAAAACUCUGAAUUGAUAGGCAAACAAGCUCCCCCACUUGAAUUGCCAAGUAUACCAAAUGGCGAUUUGUACAAAUUACCUAUUGGUGAAAAGCCAAUAGCUCUAUUCUUUUUCCCUGCUGCGAACACACCAGGGUGUACCAAAGAAGCAUGUUCGUUCAGAGAUGCUCAAACCCAGAACAUCGUAUUUAAACGGAGUCCCAAUUUGUUGGUAGUGGGUGUAUCAGGUGACGCAACCACCAAACAAUCCCUUUUCGCCGACCAAUACAAUCUCCCUUACCCCAUACUUUCCGACGUCGAUAACUCAGCUAGGAAAUUAUACGGUGUAGGAAAAGCUUUUUUGGGUUUGACGCCAGGACGGGAAACUUUCUUUAUCGAUGAGAAAGGGAUUGUUAAAGGUGUAUGUGAUAAAGCUUUGGAUGUCAAUGCCCAUAUCAAAUUCGUAGAACAGCAAUUAUUGGAUAUAGAAAAAUCACAAGCUUCCCAAGCUGGGCAUACCGACUAA